Molecule: messenger RNA, 2152 nt
Organism: Amphiprion ocellaris (clown anemonefish)
Lineage: Eukaryota; Metazoa; Chordata; Actinopteri; Pomacentridae
Product: glycylpeptide N-tetradecanoyltransferase 1-like
Exons: 12
Coding region: 98-1471 (457 amino acids)
Biological process (GO): N-terminal peptidyl-glycine N-myristoylation
Cellular component (GO): cytoplasm
Molecular function (GO): glycylpeptide N-tetradecanoyltransferase activity
Source: RefSeq, a predicted model, not a curated record
UCCCCUCACUGCUCGACGAGAUAAGAGCUGAAAAACCGCAAAUGUGUCAUAAAACUCCCCCAGUUCACCCUCAACCUCGCGGAGUCACACAUUUACAAUGACUGAUUCAAAUGAUAAGCCAACAGAUGGUGAGAGCAGCAGCCUUAAAAAGAGCAAAAAGAAGCAAAAGAAGGAAGAUGCCUGGAGACCAGAGGGACCCAGAGACCCAUUUGCACUGCUGGACACUCUGCCAGAGAAGAAGCAGCAGGAGAUCCAGAGAGCCCUCCACCUCUUCUCCUUGGCCCCAACUACACCUAAAACCCUGCAGCAGGCCAAGAAACACACCUACCGCUUCUGGAACACACAGCCUGUCCCCAAACUGGAUGACACUAUUACGACUCAGGGCCCAAUAGCUGAGGGUGAAGUUAGUGUCCGAGAGGAGCCCUACUCACUACCUCAGGGUUUCUCCUGGGAUACUCUGGACCUGAGCAGCCCUCCAGUGUUAAAAGAACUCUGCGGUCUACUAAAUGAGAACUACACUGAAGAUGAUGACAACACCAUCAGACUUGACUUCUCUCUGGAGUAUCUGCAGUGGGCUUUACAGCCUCCAAACUGGCUGCCCCAGUGGCACUGCGGUGUGAGAGUGGACACCAAUAAGAAGUUAGUCGGCUUCAUUGCUGCCGUUCCUGCCGAUGUUCGCAUUUAUGAGACGGAGAAGCGGGUGGUGCAGGUCAAACUCUUAUGUGUUCAUAAGAAACUACGCUUCAAGCGGAUGACUCCAGUUCUGAUCCGAGAGCUCACCAGGCGGGUGAACCAGCAGGGCCUCUACCAGGCGCUCUACACGGCCGGCACAGUGCUGCCCACACCAAUAAGCUCCUGCAGACUCUGGCAUCGCCCUCUGAAUCCCCGUAAGCUGAUGGAGGUCAACUACCCAGGUCUGAGACAGAACAUAACCCUGCAGAGAGCUCUCAAAUUGAACCGCCUGCCAGAGGUGACAAAGAUACAAGGUCUGCGCCCCAUGACAAAAGAAGAUGCUCCUGGGAUACAGUCACUGCUCCAGAAAAACCUCUGCAAGUUUCAGCUCAGCCCCCUCCUGUCUCUGCAGGAAGUAGAGCAUUGGUUGCUGCCGAGGGAGAAUGUGGUUGACACCUACGUGGUGGCGAAUGAUGAUGGUGCCCUGACUGAUGUGGUGAGUUUCUAUAGCGUCUCCUCCAGAGUGCUGAAUCACCCGGUUCACUCCGGCCUCAGAGCAGCUCAUCUCCUCUACGUUGCCUCUGCUGCCACGGAGAUGACCGACCUGAUGGAGGACACCCUGGUCCUGGCUAAAGCUAAAGGUUUUGACAUCUUCUGUGCCCUCGAUGUGAUGGAUAACGAGGGUUUCCUGGAGAAGCUCAAGUUCAGCAUCGGCGACAGGAUGGUUCAUUACUACUUGUACAACUGGAUGUGCCCUAAUAUGAGCCCAGACAAGGUGGGGUUGGUGUUACCCAACUAACCUGCUACUGAAAGAAGGCAGAAGUGAAGAUGAGAGGAACAGAGUGACUGGCAGGACGGUGGAGGUCAAACUGCAUCAACAUUAAUAAACAUGAAUUUGGUUUAAAAAAAAAAAAAAAAACACGAAGCACACUCCCUCACAAAUCAAGGAAAGAAAUUGUAUUUGUGAAUACAUUUGUCAUCUGAAUAUCAGUUAUUUACUGAGUUCAGGGUUUCCACGACAGAAAAACAUUGUCUGCUACAUGAUGGAGAAUUGAAUAAACAAAUUCUGAAGAUUCACUCUUGACAUUCUAAUACCAGUUUGUGUGCGUGCACGCUGACGUACAUUAGUCUCUGCACGCAAUUCACAUAAUCUUUGGUGACAUGACACUCAAUUUUUGUCCGACCAGAACAACAAUAUGAUUAGAAGACAAGAUCAUUAAUCAUUCUCAAGAUCCAUACAACCCAAUUCCAGUGUACAUGCAGUAGAUGCAUAAUGUCAGGUGCAAAUGUAAUUAAGCUACAUCUCAUCCAGACAACAUAUUGUUGCAAGAUAAGUCUUGCUGACAGCGUGUUAGUAUGGAUUUAACCCCUCGUGGAUGUUCCACAUACAAAGCUGCAGUGCAGAGACCAAAGAAUAGUUUGCCAUUGUGAUGUUUUAUUCUGUUGUUUCAGAAAAAGAAAUAAAAUGUUAAUAAUCACA